AUGGCUCUGAAAAAGCUUUCUGGGAGAGAGGGUGUGCCAGAUAAACUCAAGAAGAGCCACCCAUCUAUGGAUGUCAGCAUGGAUGAUGAGGUUACGUCUAGCCACGACUACGGCUCCAGCCACCCCAGCAAGUCCUUCGAUAAGACGAUGGCUUCUGACCAUCUUGAGCCGGUUCCCGCCUUCUUUCAUGCCUGGCUCUAUACACUGUCUGUGGAUUGCGUUACCUCCUUCCUUGACGAGGUUGACAACCACUAUAACCACGACGUUGACCCGACAAAUGGGCAGCUCUUGGAGAAGAUUGAGCAGCCAGAAACUAUCGUGGACAUUGAGGAGGAAACAAAAAUGAAGCCUGCAUUGCUUCACCGUCGCCGUGAUUGGACAAGUAACCUGGUCAUCCAUCGCGAGAUUACAAUUCGCAGGAACCUGAUGCGUCGCCAGCAAGAGGAGACAGAGCGCGAGCGCCGCAACCUGCUUACACAAGAGCGAGAGCCAAACGAAAGCAGAGACAUGUCAAGUACGGUCAAAGUUGCCGUAGAAUCUAUCUCGAUUGACAGGAAGCUCCUUGCCGACUGCGUCUUGCGUCCGGUCCAGCUCAGCGAUGCGAAGGAUUGCGCUGAGAUCUACAACGCAGCCGUGGCCAACCAUGACUACCAGGUGGUCGACACCAAUCCAAUCUCAGCUCAGCGGUUCGAAUUCAUUGUCACUGAGUGCCGGAGAGAGAAGCUGCCCUUCGUUGUCGCUGCUAUGCAGAAGGUUGACCUGUCAGAUCUCAAGAACUGGCCGUCUCCAGAGGCUUAUCGGCAGUAUAUGAAAUGGAAGAGAUCACAGCCCGAAGAGAACGAAACGACCGAAAACAGCAUUUACGGCUUCGCAUUUCUCAAGCCGUAUGAGAAAGGAAUCGGUGGACUCGCCGGUACGGCGUCCCCUGCUGUGAUGGCGACCGUCUUCGUCCACCCGGAUCAUCGACGUGGCGGCAUCGGCAGUGCGCUUCUCCACCAGCUUCUUACGCAGACUUCGAUCUUGUACUAUGGCAAUGUUGUCGAGUACAAGUGGGAUGACCCUACAACUGGAGGAGAUUCCUUCCGCACGCCAAACUUCCGCAAUGUUCACCGUAUUAUCGUCCACACCAUGGUCAAGAGCGAGGACAGCCAGGACCUCAAAUGGAUGGACAAGUUUAUGACUUCAUUCCAGUUUGAAAAGUCUGGCCGCCUCAACCAAGUCUACAGGCACUGGGCGAACAAGAUCGACAACGUCCGUACCUUGCACGCGGGCGACGAGUCCGAGUGCUCCUACGAUUAUCCCGGAAAAUCACACUCCCCCAGGCACCGCCGAGUCCAGUCUCGCGUCGCGGGUGAAGAGCUUUGUUACAGUGCCAGUCACAACAGCGACGAUGUCUUUGGUCACUGA
This is a messenger RNA of Colletotrichum spaethianum, 1407 nucleotides long. RefSeq lists its product as uncharacterized. The transcript has 3 exons. The record is from RefSeq and is a predicted model, not a curated record. Lineage: Eukaryota; Fungi; Ascomycota; Sordariomycetes; Glomerellales; Glomerellaceae. Gene Ontology annotation, molecular function: acyltransferase activity, transferring groups other than amino-acyl groups. The coding region runs from base 1 to 1407 and encodes 468 amino acids.